AUGAAGACUUGCGCUCGCUCCCUUCUUGCCCUUGCGGCUAUCCUCACCACUGCCCUCGCUGCGCCAACGCCUGCGAGCGGGGUGAGCUUCCCCAUCACUGAUCUCCUCGACAAGGACCUUACUGUCGAGGAGUACGCGGCACAGCUUGAGAAUCAGGACGUUGAAACACGUGACCUUACCAAGCGCCAGUUCAGCGGCGACACUUACAACCAACUGACUGACGGUACCGCCUGCCGUCGCGUAACUGUCAUCUACGCUCGUGGUACUACCCAAGCUGGUAACGUAGGCGAGGCCAACUCCGAAGGCCCAACCUUCUUCAAUGCUCUGGCUGCGCGUGUCGGAGGAGCUAGCAACUUGGCCAUCCAAGGCGUUACCUACCCGGCUAACGUCAUUGGCUUCUUGGCUGGAGGCGACGCCGCGGGUGCCACCACUAUGUUCAACUUGAUCAACCAAGCUAUUACACGUUGCCCCUCAACCAAGAUCGUUGUCUCCGGAUACUCCCAGGGCGCACAGCUCGUGCACACUGCUACACAGAGGCUAUCAGCCUCCGCCGCCUCGCGUGUCACCGCCGUUGUAACAUUCGGCGAUGCUGACCGUGACGAGUCUUUCGGCUCUGUUGCUGCUAGCAAGGUUCUCAUCAUCUGCCAUGCUGGUGACAACAUCUGCGACAACGGCAUCAUCAUCACCCCUGAGCACAGGAACUACGAAAUCGAUGCUCCUACUGCUGCCGCUUUCGUCGCCGCUCGCGUUUGA
Messenger RNA from Alternaria incomplexa, 753 nucleotides. RefSeq lists its product as uncharacterized. Gene Ontology annotation, biological process: carbohydrate catabolic process. The transcript has 3 exons. Gene Ontology annotation, cellular component: extracellular region. The record is from RefSeq and is a predicted model, not a curated record. Gene Ontology annotation, molecular function: cutinase activity. Bases 1 to 753 code for a protein of 250 amino acids. NCBI's taxonomy places the organism in Eukaryota, Fungi, Ascomycota, Dothideomycetes, Pleosporales, Pleosporaceae.